Messenger RNA from Triplophysa dalaica, 2031 nucleotides. It is a transcript of the gene mus81, whose product is annotated as MUS81 structure-specific endonuclease subunit. Lineage: Eukaryota; Metazoa; Chordata; Actinopteri; Cypriniformes; Nemacheilidae. Gene Ontology annotation, biological process: DNA catabolic process; double-strand break repair via break-induced replication; mitotic intra-S DNA damage checkpoint signaling. Gene Ontology annotation, molecular function: DNA binding; crossover junction DNA endonuclease activity; 3'-flap endonuclease activity. The record is from RefSeq and is a predicted model, not a curated record. The transcript has 17 exons. Gene Ontology annotation, cellular component: Holliday junction resolvase complex; nucleus. Bases 37 to 1890 code for a protein of 617 amino acids.
CAUAUAAAGCGAAGGGAAGUUCAGAGCGCAGUGAAUAUGCCGCCUGAUCAGGUGCGUUUGGGUCGGAAGCGUCCUGUGCCGUCCUGCCCGAAUCCUCUAUUCCUGCAGUGGUUAACAGAGUUGCGUGACCACGCCAAGGAAAAGGGUUUAAAAACACAAUACGUAUACCAGAAGGCAAUAAACUCGUUGAAAAAAUAUCCACUCCCACUGAAAAACGGGAAAGAGGCGAAGAUCCUGCAGAAUUUUGGUGACGGGAUCUGCAAGAUUUUGGACGAGCGACUUCAGAAGCAUUGCCUUGAAAACGGUUCUAAUGCCCCGAUCCACCUGGCUACUUUGUGCAAUAAACGAAACAUGGCAGAAACUUGCAAGGAUACUCCAUGUGUUAGUAAUGCACACAAGAAACAACCACAAAAAGAAGUGAUAAAGAAAAACACAAUCAAGAAAAAGAGAGAGUACGUGCCCCAGAGGAGGUCUGGGGGUUAUGCUGCAUUGCUCACACUCUAUAGACAUGCGCAGAUGCCUGGCAGUAAAGGCUUCAUGUUUAGAAAUGAAUUACAGGCUGAAGCACAGCCUCUGUGUGAUAAGUCUUUUACAGUGCCUGAUCUUGGUAGCAAGUACACUGCUUGGUCUUCGGUAAGCACACUUAUUCAGAAAGAUCUUCUGGUGAAGACUCACAGUCCUGCCAGGUAUUCGUUGACUGAACAUGGUCUAGCUCUAGCUGAGAAGCUGGAUUCAGAAGAGAGAGUAAUUCAUAAAGGUCCAGUGGAGGACAAGAGUGAGGAGGAGAGUUCUGGAGAUGGGACGGAUGUUGUGGAUUUGACUUUAGAGGAGGAAGAGGAUGACAAGGGCGUAAAAGAGAGCUGCUCCAGUAAGUCUACAGAAAGGUUUAUUACAGCUCUUUCAAUGAACCAUGCCAAGAAUCUCACUUCUGAUUCAGAUGCCUCAGGAAGAUACCAGACAUUAGAGAUGGGGAGAAGAGCAAUGAAUUGGCAUCUUCUUCCUGGUUCUUAUGAAAUUGUUUUAUGUGUUGACUUCAUCGAGACAACCGGGGGAAGCAGUGCUCGCAAACAAGAGUUGGUCAAGGAGCUGCAAAGGAACGGUGUGACCUUUGACAUCAGGAAACUAAACGUAGGAGACUUUCUUUGGGUGGCACGUGAGAAAGUGACUCCUGUGCCUGGUCAGUUGCGUCCACCGGUGGGAAAAGAGCUAGUCCUUGAUCACAUCAUUGAGAGGAAGAGGAUGGAUGAUCUGUGUGGAAGCAUCAUAGAUGGACGGUUCAGAGAGCAAAAGUUCAGACUGAAAAGGUGUGGUCUGCGUAAGCCCAUUUAUCUAGUAGAGGAGUGUGGAUCGGCAGCAGCUCAUCUCAGUUUACCAGAGAGCACAUUACAACAAGCUAUAGUCAAUACUCAGGUGGUUGAUGGCUUCUUUGUGAAGCGUGUACAGGAUGUAAAGGAGUCUACUGCUUACCUCACCAUCAUGACCAGAUACCUCCAGAAACUUUACCAGAAUUGCACGUUGUUCUGUCGCUCCAGAGAGCUGGAGGGGUAUGGAGAAUAUGAAAUGGCACAAACUGAGAACCACUCCUGUUCUCUCAUGUCCUUCACAGAAUUUAACCACGGAGCUAUUAAAAACAAGUGUCAGACAGUGAGGGAAGUUUUCGCAAGACAGCUCAUGCAGAUCAGUGGAGUCUCUGGUGAUAAGGCGGCCGCUAUACUUGAGCUCUAUGGCACAGUCAUCAGUUUAUUGAAAGCAUAUGAUCAGUGUUCCAGUGAAACUGAAAAAGAGAAGCUACUGUCAUCCAUCAAAUAUGGAAAACUUAAAAGAAAUCUUGGACCAGCUUUAAGCCGUACUAUAUAUCAGCUUUAUUGUUCACAUGGACCUCUAUCAUGAAAUGAUUCCUAAAUAAAGAGACGGAUACUGCAUGUGCAUGUAAAUCUAAUCAUUUUGUUUUUGUUAUGACUGUACAUUUGUUUUCUCUGAAAUAAUGUUUAAAGGUGCUAAUAAAGAUGUAAAGUUGACGUUAAAAAUAUA